CACUGAUAUAUGCACAUUGCACACUCUCGGCCUGACCACCACACCGCGAAGGCAUUGCAAGAAACCACAGACACUAUGUCACGCAAACGGGUGAAAGGGUCUGCCAAUCCGAACGGCAAACCCAGCUCACUAAGACGGGGCAAUUCCAGGGCGAACAGGGAAUUAGAUCACUUGCCUACAACCUUCCUGCUGUCACCUAUCACGUUCGUGUACUCUAUGCUGGGUAUGGCCUUAUGCAGUACACUGUUCCUAAUAGCUUUGCCAUUCCUGCUUGAAGAUAUAUUCUUAGAGAGCCAGGCCAGGGCGGCACAGGCAGCGAAUAGUCAGGGAUCACACAGCAUGAGCCAAAGUAUGGGCGAAAGUAUUACAGACAUGUACGAAGGGGAGACUAUUGAUAGCCUGCGAGAGAUACUUGACAGAGAAGAACCGCUGCACAAGAUGAAGGAGUUUCAUGCACCCACACUAGCAUAUGUAACACCGUGGAAUGGAUACGGGUAUACGAUGGCCAGAAAGUACAGUAACAAAUUCACACAC
Molecule: messenger RNA, 534 nt
Organism: Sphaeroforma arctica JP610
Lineage: Eukaryota; Ichthyosporea; Ichthyophonida
Exons: 1
Source: RefSeq, a predicted model, not a curated record